Molecule: messenger RNA, 3622 nt
Organism: Neurospora hispaniola
Lineage: Eukaryota; Fungi; Ascomycota; Sordariomycetes; Sordariales; Sordariaceae
Product: glycosyl hydrolase family 81-domain-containing protein
Exons: 3
Coding region: 122-3214 (1030 amino acids)
Cellular component (GO): cell surface
Molecular function (GO): glucan endo-1,3-beta-D-glucosidase activity; endo-1,3(4)-beta-glucanase activity
Source: RefSeq, a predicted model, not a curated record
AAGGGACACACCUACAUAAACAACAUCAUGUCCUUCCUGCAGAGAUUCCAUGCCCCCCUUUUGCUCUUACAUCCCUUGUUUCUCUUUUGAUCUUAUCACUCGUUGAUGAACGAUAUCCAAUAUGGUUGGAUUCAUCAACACCGAGAGACGACGGCACAGCACGCCGGUAGCAUGGCUCUUGUUGCUGUGGCUAACAACAUUGCUACAGAUUCAACAAGCAGCCUGCUUGGCGAUAUUGCCAGAGUCAACACGUGCUGGCACACGAUAUUACUAUCCUUUUGCACCAAAUUGGCGAGGAUCGUUGAACCAAAAGGAGACGACUCCAGAAAGUUUGGGUGCAGACGCGGACGCAAGUACCAACGUCCAAGCGGCGACGACAUCAGACGGCGCUGUCAAUCUCACAGCCCGGAAUCCCGACGAGCUGUACAAGACCUCACAAAGGACUAUCAGCGAAAGCAGCUCCAAAAUGUCUGUCACCACACCGACGGUGGCCCCAUCGCCUUCCUAUGCUUGCCCGUCGUGCAAGGGCACCGGGAGCAAUUUGAAGCCUUCUCCCGUUUCCUCUGCUUCCUCAUCACCGUUUCCCUCCAAGGGAUACAGCCAACAAUCACCGCCCAUCAACAAAAGAAACUACAAUAAUUCCAAUUCGAAACGUUCCGACGGCGACCUCUUCUCCACCCCCAUCAGCCCCGACCUCUCCAUCCCGCAAUCCAUCCCCUCGCAACCAAACCACCCCGCCCCCCGCAAGGGCAUCAAGCAGUCUCAAGAGGGCGGCGGUACCGCAAUCCCAACCAACAAAUUCCACGCCAACUUCUUUCUCGGCUCGCAAUCCUCUUCCGUCUGGACGCACCCAUACUCGCUACAAUGGGCCAAGGGGCAAGGAAGCUCCGGCGCUUGGGGUCUGGCUGUUUCCCAUACCGAUGCAAGCCAGCGCGUCUUUGGCGAGCAAGAUCCUAAUGGGAGCGGAGCGGCUCGGUGGUUUGGAAGUCCCGUGGGAAGAGCGGACGUGGUUCUUUCUGAACAAGGACUGGAAAAGGGGAAUGCGACGGGCGGUGUAGAGCUCAUGACGCAGGAUGUCAAGGAGCAAAGCAUCCGUGUGCAGCUGGUUGCGGGAGGAGAUGUGAAGUUGGAGGCGCCUGUGGUACAGGGGAUGGGAAUGGUGACUGCGUUGUAUAAGCAGGGCACGCCGGUGAUCAAGUCGGGGAUUGGGUGGAAGAUGGUGACCAAGGCGAUGGGCGUGGUGAAGGCGGGUGUGGUCAAGUAUCGGCUGGUGAUGGAGGAUGGCGCCACUUGGUUGCUUUAUGCGACGGGUGGGGAUGUAAGUGCCAUCAAGAGGGGGGAGCCGGGAGGGUUGGAGUUGGAGGUGCAGGGGAAUAACGUGGCUGUUGCCAAGGGCAGUUUCACGGGUAUGGUGCAGGUUGCAAAGUUGCCGGGUGGUGCCAAUGGGACCGAGGGAGUAGCUGAUGCUGAGAAGUUGUACGAUGCUGCUUGCGGCACGUACGCUACUGGUGUUGAGCUCUCCGGGUCCGUGGAUGGGCAAACGGGUCGGUAUACCUUCAACUUCCAAAAGGAAGGACUUUCCACCAACUCUAGCCUCGUCAUGUUCGCUUUGCCUCACCACCAGGCAUCCUUCAGCUCCGACACGGCUUCCAAGGUGGUCCCCUCUGUCAAGCUCGACACCACCACCAAGGGUGUCGCCGUUGCUGUGGUUGGUGACCAAUGGACCAUGGAAGAAGACGUCAGUAAGCCUAUGAGCAUGGGGUUCGUCCCUUGGACGCCUGAGGCGGGCUCUAUCAAGACCAUUAGCGACUCAGCAAAGGAGUACAUCAAGACUGUGGCUCAAAAGGAACUGCUGGGCACGUCGCAGGGCCAAGACAUACUCAACCAGACGGACCAGCCGAGUAUGUACUUUGGUGGCAAGGCGUUGGCCAAGUUUGCGGCGAUUUUGGUGGCUGUCAAUGAUGUGCUGGGUGAGACGGACAUGGCGAAGAAGGGGUUAGAUCAGUUGAAGGUUGCAUUUACAAGAUAUUCGGAGAACCAGCAGCAGUAUCCGUUGGUUUAUGAUCAAUCCUGGGGCGGCAUCGUCUCCUCGGCCUCCUACACCACCGGCGACGCGGGCGUCGACUUCGGCAACACCUACUACAACGACCACCACUUCCACUACGGCUACUUUAUCUACACCGGCGCCGUGCUCGCCCACCUGGACCCCUCCUGGGCUUCUUCGGCAUCCAACCUCGCUUACGUCAACUCCCUCGUCCGCGACGUCGCCAACCCUUCCUCCUCUCUCGACCCUCACUUCCCCUCCUUCCGCACCUUCGACUGGUACCACGGCCACUCAUGGGCCCACGGCCUCUUUGAAUCCAGCGACGGCAAAGACCAGGAAUCCUCCUCGGAAGACUCCAUGCACGUCUACGCCCUGCUCAUGUGGGCCCAAGCCACCAACAACCAAGCGCUCUACCAGCGCUCUGCCCUGCAACUCUCUCUCCUCUCACGGUCGCUGAACUCUUAUUACCUCUACUCCUCUUCCAACCCUUCCUCAAACAUCCAACCAAAGGAGUUUGUGGGCAAUAAAGUAGCCGGGAUUUUGUUUGAGAACAAAAUCGACCAUGUCACCUUCUUUGGCAACAAGCAGGAGUAUAUCCAGGGUAUCCACAUGUUGCCCUUGAUGCCGCAUACCUUGUUUGUGCGCGACAGGGAGUUUGUCAAGGAAGAGUGGGAGGCCUUUUUUGCUGGCGGGGCGGCAAAUAAGGCGGAAGGAGGGUGGAAGGGGGUUUUGUAUGGGAAUUAUGCGACGAUUGAUCCCAGGGGGGCUUGGGAGGUGUUUACGGGUGGUGCUGCUGCUGGGGUGCCGACGGGCGGAAGUCAGCUUGUUGGUUCUCCUGGGAGUGGGAAUGGGAAUGGUACUACCGUUACGGGAACGGGAACGGGAGAGUCGAUGACGAGUACCGCGAGUACCGCGAGUACGACGACGACGCCGGGGUCGAUUACUCCUACGUCAACCUCUGUGCCUACUACUCCUGGUGCCAUGUCAUCGAAGAUGGUGAGGAGGACGAUCAGGAGGGCGUUGGAGAAGGGCAAGGGGAAGAUGAAUAUGCCUGUUGCUCGUGCUGCCCUGCCAAAGGCGAAGAAGGAUGGGUUCGGCCCCGAGAACAUUGAUGGUGGCGCGAGUUUGACUUGGUAUCUGACUUGGUGUGCUGCUCUUGGUGGACUAUAAACCGCGAGCAGGCACAAAUCCCCUCUGUUUGGCUAUACUUUCCUUCUUGUUGUCUCUUUCAUAAAGCUCUUUUUUUGCCUUUCAUUUACAUUGCAACGGAGUUUUGGAGUACACAACUUGGCUUUAUGGUUAAGAUGGAAUGAAAGAGGAUAUCACUGACAAGAUGGAUGACCUGCAAAAGUCAAUGAACGCAUUGGUUCAAACAGUAGACUACAUGAUAGAGUCUGGAACUAGAUUUAGACGGACCGGAUUGUGGAUUUGGAGUUGGAGUUGGAUAGAUACCCCGUAUACUAUGGCGCCCUGGAGCAAAUGGAAGUUGGGUUUAUUUGAGCAUUUUUAGAUGUUAGAUAGUCUACUGCAUCGGUAUGGAGUUAUCAGUUACAGGCUUUUUACAAGAAUUAAUCACAC